AUUCUCUGCUGCCCUUCUUUGUACCCGACAACAUGAUCCAGACCAGUCGGAGUUGCUCUCACCUGUUCGAGAAGCUAUACACUCGCUGUACCUGAGGGAAAUGACUCUCUGCGACCCCUUCUCAGCCGCUCUCGUGCUCAAUCCCACGCCGGAGUGGACUGCCCCGAUGCUGGUCGCAUAAAUGGACAAUGAAGUAAGUUUGGAAAUUUCUUCACAGCUCAGACAAUAGGAAAUACCUCUCUCCUCCUCGACAAUCCCCUUCAUUCCUACCUCCAUCAUCCGACUCCAGUCCCAAUGGAGCCUGUUUAUCAAUCCCUCACCGACCGUGCCCUCUCCCUUAAGCAAGACCUCAUCAACGAGAAACAUCGAAACCGCGUCGUGGUGAUAUUGGCAGGGCCCCCAGGCUCAGGAAAGACUACAAUAGCAGGCAAAGUCGCGCAACGACUCAAUGCCAGCUCAGAUACACCAAUUGCAGCUGUAGUUCCAAUGGACGGCUUCCACCUCCCUCGAUCGACCCUUGACGAAAUGCCGAAUAAAGCAGAAGCCUACGCUCGUCGGGGUGCAUCUUGGACUUUCGAUCCAGAUGGCAUACUUGGUCUGGUCACCAAGCUCUCAGCUUCGAGAUCUGAGCGGAUAGAGACAAUUCUUGCUCCCUCCUUCGACCAUGCAGUGAAAGACCCCGUCGCAGAUGGAAUAAGCAUUUCCAAGGAUAUACAGUUCGUGAUAUUGGAGGGCAAUUAUCUGCUUCUGGAUGAGGCUCCUUGGAACAAGAUCAAAGGGAUGGUGGACCAGAGUUGGUUCGUGGAUGUCGACCCUCUAUUGGCCAAGGAACGCAUUGCGAAAAGGCAUAUCAAAAGCGGGAUCGAGAACAAUUGGGAAUCGGCUAUAAGAAGGGCGGAAAGUAACGACCUGCUGAAUGGAGAUAUGGUUAGACAGAACCUGGUUCAACCUGAUGUGUUGGUACAUAGUGUCGAGGAAUGAUGUCUAUCUUCGUUUCUAAGUUUCUGGUACGGAUACAACGAGCAGAAUAUUUUCUUCUGUCUCAUCUCUAUUCCCCCGCGAUCUUAGUGGAUCAAGGACCACGCAAUGUCGAUUUGAAUCGACUUGACUAUCUUAUUCGAGAGCGUGGGGUCGUGUAAUCUCUCCUUCA
This is a messenger RNA of Mollisia scopiformis, 1150 nucleotides long. Its product is annotated as P-loop containing nucleoside triphosphate hydrolase protein. Gene Ontology annotation, cellular component: cytoplasm. The record is from RefSeq and is a predicted model, not a curated record. Bases 295 to 981 code for a protein of 228 amino acids. NCBI's taxonomy places the organism in Eukaryota, Fungi, Ascomycota, Leotiomycetes, Helotiales, Mollisiaceae. Gene Ontology annotation, molecular function: ATP hydrolysis activity; ATP binding. The transcript has a single exon.